Molecule: messenger RNA, 1774 nt
Organism: Cherax quadricarinatus
Lineage: Eukaryota; Metazoa; Arthropoda; Malacostraca; Decapoda; Parastacidae
Source: RefSeq, a predicted model, not a curated record
CCAGCUUGGAACACUCAGGACUCAGUGUGUUACUGAGCUUCGUCGGGAGUGCUGUAUAUCGUCUCUGCUUUCUCUGUGUUCCAACAGGAUGUCCGGAGAAUGCUGGGUGUCCACCUGGGUGAUGGCAGCAGUUGCUGUGAGCUUCAUGAACCUUGGGGUGGUUGUGGCAGAGCCAGCAGCUGCCAGAGCGGCACUGCGACACCCCAGACAAGUGACCAGCCCGACGACGAACGAUGUACUCCUGUGCCAGUUUGAGGCAUCGGCAGGCGUCACCAGCCCCGAGUGCAAGCAGAUUUUAAGUAGUAACCCGCCAUUAGUGCAGCCACAGACACCACCGAAGCCAGUGCAGACUCCGUCUCCGGGAUGCAUCUGCACUCGUCACUGGCAAUGCUUGGACAACGCUAAGGGACAAGUGUUUCCUCCUGCAGGUGAAGACGGCGAAGUGGUUGAUAUCGUGGACGUCAGGACGGGAGCCAUGGCGUGCCCAGCUGUGGAGGACAUCUGCUGCAACAAAGUAAACAUGAAGGCACCAGCACCCCUGCUGCAACCCUACACCCCACGAUGUGGCAAUCACAACCCAAAAGGAAUAGGCGUCACCUACGAGGGAUUUACCAACGCGCAGUUCGGGGAAUUCCCGUGGAUGGCGGUGGUGAUGACGGCAGACAAACCCCUGGGAGCCGACGCCAACGCAUACAUCGGUGGCGGCUCUCUCAUCCACCCAGAGUUUGUGAUGACGGCAGCUCACUAUGUCGAAGGCAAGACAGCCAGUGAACUGGCUGUGAGGCUGGGCGAGUGGAACAUUCAAGCGGCCACUGAAUCUAUAAAACAUGUGGAAAUACUUGUGAGCAAAAUACACGUCCACCCGCAGUUCAACCGCAGGAAACUAACGCAUGACGUGGCACUCCUGCAGCUGCAGCAAGCUGCCCCACUGGGACCCACCAUCGAUACCAUCUGUCUUCCGAAUCCGUAUCAGAAGUUCGAUGGCUCGCUUUGCUUAAGCUCAGGCUGGGGAAAGGAUUUAUUUGGCAUGCAAGGAAAAUACCAACAGAUUUUGAAGACUGUGGCCCUUCCCGCGGUGUCUCACCAAGCAUGUGAAGCAGCCCUUCGCGGAACCCGCCUGGGACCACGCUUCAGGCUCAGUAAGACCUUCAUGUGUGCUGGAGGAGAGCCUGGCAAGGAUCUGUGUACUGGUGACGGUGGCUCGCCCCUCGUCUGCCCCAUGCCAGAGAACCCGACCACUUACGUUCAGGCUGGGAUCGUGGCCUGGGGUAUCGGGUGUGGCAGCGAGGGUGUACCUGGGGUGUACGCAGAUGUUGGCCAAGCCAUGGAAUGGAUUGACAGCGUUCUUCAAACCGUUUCAAACUUCGACGUACGUUUAGGUUUUCGGAAUGGAUAAACUGAGGCUGCUGCUACAGAUGCGUCACUGACCUGUCUACGAUGGUUGUAAUGAUUGCCCCUGUUCGUAUUUCUUGAAGGAAUAUUGUUCCCUUCCCAGUUCUUGCCCAAAUAUGAGCAAUACAGUAUUUCUUUCUCAAUCACUGGGGAGAAGGGCUCACUACGGCGUCAGCUGUGGUGGCCCUGUAAACUCUCAACAGGAUCUGCGAUUAUUGUAUCAGGUAGAUGAUGUAUGUCUAUUGUUAAUUAAGGCCUAUCAUUUCUCAAAGAACUCAAGUAAAGCUAAAACGAUAUGAAAAUUUUCGUUACAUUUCAACAAAGCCUAAUAUAUGUAAGUACAUAUAUGGAAGACUAAACAUAUUAAAACAUAUUAUUAUGA